AUGGCUCUGCGCAUCCGUAUGGAAAGUAAGGUACUCACUCUCCGGCUUUCGACCUAUGCUGAUUGUGUUGUUAUCAGUGACUCCACGGAAACUGGAAUGGCUAGGCUUAGUCUAACGGACUCGGAUAAAGACGUGAGGGAAUGGUUUAUUGAGUCUGCAAAAGCCAUUGGGUGUCAUACCUACGUCGACCAAAUGGGCAAUCUCUUUGCGAUCCGUCCCGGAAAGAAUAAAGAUGCCCCUCCCAUCAUGAUGGGUUCCCAUCUAGACACGCAGCCCACUGGAGGACGAUACGAUGGUAUCCUCGGUGUUGUCGCUGGCUUAGAAGUACUGAAAGUACUAGAAGAGAACUCGUUUGAGACAGAAGGAAGCAUUGGAGUUGUUGACUGGACCAAUGAAGAAGGAGCACGAUUCCCGGUGAUGGCUAUCUCAGCUGCCGUCUGGGCUGAGGCAAUUCCUCUCACUACGGCUUGGAAUCUGAAGGAAAUUUCUGCUGGUGAUAACACAGCUCGCAAGACCAUGAAAGAAGAACUCGAUAGGAUAGGUUAUGUGGGAGAAAUGCCAGCUUCUUUCAAGGCCAAUCCUUUUGCUGCCCACUUCGAGCUCCACAUUGAGCAAGGGCCAAUAUUGGAAGACGAAGGCCGAAAGAUCGGUGUUGUGCAAGGUGUUCAAGCAUUUAAAUGGUUCGAUAUCACUGUCAGUGGCAGGGAUAGCCACGCAGGCACAACCCCUCUGUAUGCGCGUAAAGAUGCCAUGCUAUGCGCCGCCAAAAUGAUCACCACAGCGAACUCGAUCGCAAAGAAGGCCAACGGUCUCGCUACGACGGGCAUCAUACACUCUGAGCCAGGAACGGUCAACACUGUAGCUCAAACAAUCAACUUCAGUCUGGACCUCCGCCAUACCUUUGACGAAGAUCUCGAAAAGAUGAUUGCAGACUGCGUGGCCGAAUUCCAGAGAAUUGCGACCGAUGAUAGCGAGCGAGGCUGCACCGUCGAAUGGAAGGAACUGGUCGAUAGUCCCGCUGUUCAUUUUGACAAGGAUUGCAUCUCCAUGGUCGAAGAAAGCGCCAAAGCUGUUCUUUCAGAUGUCCCUGAUCCAGCUUCAGGGGGAAAGCAGUGGCGGGAUAUGAUCAGUGGUGCCGGUCACGAUAGCUGUUACACAAAUCGGCGGUGCCCAACGAGCAUGAUCUUCACACCGACUCGAAAUGGGAUUAGCCACAACCCCGUGGAGUAUUGUUCUCCUGAAGACUGUGCUCUUGGUGCCGACGUCUUGUUAGGCGCUGUUUUAGGAUAUGACAAGCUCCGCGCGAAACGAGGUGACUUUGCGUAA
This is a messenger RNA of Penicillium psychrosexuale, 1326 nucleotides long. Its product is annotated as M20 family metallo-hydrolase. The transcript has 4 exons. Gene Ontology annotation, molecular function: hydrolase activity, acting on carbon-nitrogen (but not peptide) bonds, in linear amidines. Bases 1 to 1326 code for a protein of 441 amino acids. NCBI's taxonomy places the organism in Eukaryota, Fungi, Ascomycota, Eurotiomycetes, Eurotiales, Aspergillaceae. The record is from RefSeq and is a predicted model, not a curated record.